This is a messenger RNA of Penicillium daleae, 963 nucleotides long. RefSeq names its product NifU family protein. NCBI's taxonomy places the organism in Eukaryota, Fungi, Ascomycota, Eurotiomycetes, Eurotiales, Aspergillaceae. Gene Ontology annotation, molecular function: iron ion binding; iron-sulfur cluster binding. Gene Ontology annotation, cellular component: mitochondrion. Bases 1 to 963 code for a protein of 320 amino acids. The record is from RefSeq and is a predicted model, not a curated record. Gene Ontology annotation, biological process: iron-sulfur cluster assembly. The transcript has 3 exons.
AUGUCUGUUAGGGCCACAUCCACUAGCAUGCUCCGUCGAGCGCUGGCCGGUGCUCGGUUGACUACGCCCGUUUCCGAGACACUCAGGCCUGCGGCAUUGAACACAUACCGAAAUGUGUCGAGCGCCUCGCGUCUGCCUACCCUCACAGCCUCAGAAACUCGUCGCCGGCCGACAGUACGGCCGCACCAGCAGCCUGUGGUACAGAAUGGGGUCAACGGCUUGUCUCCCACUAGCAAGCGGACCAUCUUCAUUCAGACGGAAAACACACCCAACCCCGAUGCUUUGAAGUUCAUUCCUAACCACCGCGUCCUUCCCGAGGGCUUCCCGACCACUUUCCUCGAAUACCUCUCCCCUCGCUCUACGCUCUCUCCACCACACCCGUCCCCUCUCGCAGCCAAGCUCCUCGACGUCGAGGGCGUGACCUCCGUCUUCUAUGGCCCCGACUUUAUCACCGUGACCAAGGCCAGCGACGCGCAAUGGGCACACAUCAAGCCUGAGAUCUUCAGCCUGAUCACGCAAGCCGUGACGGCCGGCGAGACGAUCGUAACCACUGUGGAGUCCGAUGGCUCGGAGAGCACUCAGGAAGGUGGUGUGAGCGACUCUCUCUCCUUUGACGAGGAGGACGAUGAGGUUGUCAGCAUGAUCAAGGAGCUGCUGGAGACCCGUAUCCGCCCCGCGAUCCAGGAGGAUGGUGGUGAUAUCGAGCUGCGGGGUUUUGAGAAUGGUAUUGUCAUGCUGAAGCUGCGGGGCGCUUGCCGGACUUGCGACUCGAGCACUGUGACGCUGAAGAAUGGCAUUGAGUCGAUGUUGAUGCACUAUAUCGAGGAGGUCAAGGGUGUUGAGCAAGUUAUGGACCAGGAAGAGGAGAUUUCCAUGCACGAGUUUGCCAAGUUUGAGGAGAAGUUGCGCCAGCAGAAGGGCCCUGCUGCGACGGCCAGCAGCUCGAUCGACAACGCUCCAUAA